Molecule: messenger RNA, 4644 nt
Organism: Suncus etruscus (white-toothed pygmy shrew)
Lineage: Eukaryota; Metazoa; Chordata; Mammalia; Eulipotyphla; Soricidae
Gene: DLG1
Product: discs large MAGUK scaffold protein 1
Exons: 24
Coding region: 497-2959 (820 amino acids)
Biological process (GO): chemical synaptic transmission; neurotransmitter receptor localization to postsynaptic specialization membrane
Cellular component (GO): neuromuscular junction; neuron projection; postsynaptic density membrane
Molecular function (GO): kinase binding
Source: RefSeq, a predicted model, not a curated record
UUGCAUUUUUUUCCCCAGUAAUUUUUUUUAAUAGUUUUCUUUUGAAAACCAAACUAGCAAUCAAAGAGAAGCAGAUUUAAAUUUGUAUCGGUGGAACCUCUUUUGUGCAGCCUUUCAUCAGAUGAUUCACUGUCAAGCUGAAAUCUUGGAGAGAGGGAUUAAUGAAAUAGCAUCUGAAGCAGCAGUGAACUCUUAUGGAGUAAACCCUGAGAUCUUCCACACUGUUUGGUGGGAUAAUUUCAAGUUCUUCAGAUACAGAUUACAUAAAGAAGAUUCUAGGGCACGUGAUACAAGCUGAUUUCUGUACUUCAGAUAGUAGAAAAAUUGCUACCUCUAAGAAUGGAUCCUGAGGAGAUCUUUUCACAGCUAUAACUUUUCAUCUAUGCUUUUACCUCACAACUUUUAUUUUCAAUGUCAGUUUUUUUUAUUCCUAUAGGUAGCAUAAAAGAGUUCUCAAUAAACUGCUUUAUGUAUAAAAUACUUUAUUAUUAGAGUAAUGGAUUGCCUGUGCAUUGUAACCACAAAGAAAUACCGGUAUCAGGAUGAAGACACACCUCCUCAAGAACACAUUUCACCACAAAUUACUAAUGAAGUGAUAGGUCCAGAAUUGGUUCAUGUCUCUGAGAAGAAUCUAUCAGAAAUUGAGAAUGUCCAUGGAUACGUUUCUCAUUCUCAUAUUUCACCAAUAAAGCUGACAGAAGCGGUACCUCCCUCUCCUCCCACUGUCCCUGUGAUCCCUGUCCUGCCCGUCCCUGCUGAGAGCACUGUCAUCUUACCUACCACACCACAGGCAAAUCCUCCUCCUGUACUGGUCAACACAGAUAGCUUAGAAACACCAACUUAUGUUAACGGCACGGAUGCAGAUUACGAAUAUGAAGAAAUCACACUUGAAAGGGGAAAUUCAGGGCUUGGUUUCAGCAUUGCAGGAGGCAUGGACAACCCACACAUUGGAGAUGACACAAGUAUAUUCAUUACCAAAAUCAUUGCAGGAGGAGCAGCUGCCCAAGAUGGAAGAUUGCGGGUAAAUGACUGUAUACUGCGAGUAAAUGAAGUAGAUGUCCGUGAUGUGACACACAGCAAAGCAGUCGAAGCAUUGAAAGAAGCAGGAUCCAUUGUUCGUUUGUAUGUGAAAAGACGGAAACCUGUAUCAGAAAAAAUUAUGGAAAUAAAGCUCGUUAAGGGUCCUAAAGGUCUUGGGUUCAGCAUUGCUGGAGGUGUUGGAAAUCAACAUAUUCCUGGGGAUAAUAGCAUCUAUGUAACCAAAAUAAUUGAAGGAGGUGCAGCACAUAAAGAUGGUAAACUUCAGAUUGGUGAUAAACUUUUAGCUGUGAAUAGUGUAUGUUUAGAAGAAGUUACUCAUGAAGAAGCAGUGACUGCCUUAAAGAACACCUCUGAUUUUGUUUAUUUAAAAGUGGCAAAACCUACAAGUAUGUAUAUGAAUGAUGGCUAUGCACCACCAGAUAUCACGAACUCUGCUUCUCAGCAUGUUGAUAACCAUGUUAGUCCAUCUUCCUACUUGGGCCAGACACCAGCAUCACCAACUAGAUACUCACCUGUUUCGAAAGCAAUGCUUGGAGAUGAUGAAAUUACAAGGGAACCUCGAAAAGUUGUUCUUCAUCGUGGCUCAACAGGCCUUGGUUUCAACAUUGUAGGAGGUGAAGAUGGAGAAGGAAUAUUUAUUUCCUUUAUCUUGGCUGGAGGACCUGCCGAUCUUAGUGGUGAACUUAGAAAAGGAGAUCGAAUUAUAUCGGUAAACAGUGUUGACCUCAGAACUGCCAGCCAUGAGCAGGCAGCAGCUGCUUUGAAAAAUGCUGGCCAAGCUGUCACAAUUGUUGCACAGUAUCGACCUGAAGAAUACAGUCGUUUUGAAGCCAAGAUACAUGACUUACGGGAGCAGAUGAUGAAUAGUAGCAUUAGUUCAGGAUCAGGAUCUCUUCGAACUAGCCAGAAGCGAUCCCUUUAUGUCAGAGCCCUUUUUGAUUAUGACAAGACUAAAGACAGUGGUCUUCCCAGUCAAGGAUUGAACUUCAAAUUUGGAGAUAUUCUUCAUGUUAUUAAUGCUUCUGAUGAUGAAUGGUGGCAAGCCAGGCAGGUUACGCCAGAUGGUGAGAGUGAUGAAGUUGGAGUGAUUCCUAGUAAACGCAGGGUUGAAAAGAAAGAACGAGCGCGAUUAAAAACAGUGAAAUUUAAUUCCAAAACAAGAGAUAAAGGGGAGAUCCCUGACGACAUGGGAUCAAAAGGCCUGAAGCAUGUAACUUCUAAUGCCAGCGAUAGUGAAAGUAGUUACCUAAUCUUGAUUACAGAUGAGUAUGGCUGCUCGAAAGGUGGUCAAGAAGAAUAUGUCUUGUCUUAUGAACCAGUGAAUCAACAAGAAGUUAAUUAUACUCGACCAGUGAUCAUAUUGGGACCUACAAAAGACAGGAUAAAUGAUGACUUGAUCUCAGAAUUUCCUGACAAAUUUGGAUCAUGUGUUCCUCAUACAACUAGACCAAAACGAGAUUAUGAAGUAGAUGGAAGAGACUAUCAUUUUGUAACUUCAAGAGAACAGAUGGAAAAAGAUAUCCAGGAACAUAAAUUCAUCGAAGCUGGCCAGUAUAACAACCAUCUGUAUGGAACAAGUGUUCAGUCUGUUCGAGAAGUAGCAGAAAAGGGCAAACACUGUAUCCUCGAUGUGUCUGGAAAUGCCAUAAAGAGAUUACAGAUUGCGCAACUUUACCCAAUCUCCAUUUUUAUUAAACCUAAAUCCAUGGAAAAUAUCAUAGAGAUGAAUAAGCGUCUAACAGAAGAACAUGCCAGGAAGACAUUUGAAAGAGCCAUGAAACUGGAGCAAGAGUUCACUGAACACUUCACAGCUAUUGUACAAGGAGAUACUCUGGAGGACAUUUACAAUCAAGUGAAGCAGAUCAUAGAUGAACAGUCUGGUCCUUACAUCUGGGUUCCAGCGAAAGAAAAGUUAUGAGGACUGAUGUUGCUUCGUUUCUCUUCCAAAACUGCUUUUUUUGGGGGGGACAUUUCUUCGCCCUUGCCUUCUGUCUUCAGUACUGCUUCCUCCUUAAUGUUGAAUACAUCCCUAUCAUCAUGGUCUGUAGCUGCACUUAGAUUUGACCUCUAGUGUCCUUCAAGUCGCAGCAUCUGUAUUAUUUUAUGUCACUUUUGGUUUGUGGCCAUUUUUCAAAACUGAAGAUGGAAUGGCCUGACCAGCUAUUACGAAUUUGGAGAAAUGGGAAAAUUAUGGUAAAAUUCCUUAAUGUUUAAGGGAAAGUAACUCUAAGAUGUUUUCAGAAAAGCUUUAUAUACGUUCUUUAAAAUUUCAAUAUAAAUUAAAGAAAAGUGGUUUUCAUCAGUGAUUUAGUAAAUUUGAGCAACAGUGCACGCUUAAUUUUAGUAGCAUGGUUUGGCCAACAUAUUAACUCUCAGUCCCUUUCUCAAUUGACUUCAACUAUUGAAACCAAUAUUUCAUAAGGCAAAUGAGAAAAUAUAUGUUUUUUAAUUUCAAAAUUAAUGUCUGGUUCAACUUUCAUAAUUUCAUAAGGAAUUUUCAUUUGUCAUAAGAAUUCUUAAGUCUUUUGUCUUAAGGUUUUUGUUUUUCCCCAAGACAUUUGCUAGGAAUAACAAUGUCUAAAUGUUUUUAAUCUACUUGUGCAACACUAUUUCUAGUGUCUUGCAAAAUUGUUCAUGCAUAAUGAUUACCAUUUUUUCCAAAUUGAGGCCAUGUUUAGGUGCUAGGGCAGCUCUCCUUUUACAUAUAAGGCUGAGAAAAUGUCACAGACAAAACAGACGUUUUAGUAUGUUAUAAUAAACAUUAUGGCAAAGAAAAAGGAACCCAAUUCAUAGUUUAAAUCUUUCGAUGUAUUCUUAGGGGUCAGAUUUUAAUGAAUAUUUUACCCACAAUAACUGCCUAUUUUGUUAUAAUAAAAUAUAUAAAUAUAUAACUUUCUUUAAACUCUGUAACUAUGGAAAUUAUUUUCAUUACAUAGUUGCACACACAAACAUAUAUAUAUUUAAAAUAUAUUUUUCUUUUGCCACCUACUCUUAACUCUUUGGUUUUUAAAUUAAAUAUAAAUUGAUUAGACUUUAUCUUCCUUAAUCAUGUGAACUGAAAACAGGGGUAUGGUGGUUAUGGAAAGAAACUUCUAGGGAAAUUAGAUUACAAGUAAAAGUAUAAGCAUGUUCUCCUCUUUUCUACAAAGGUUUCCAACUGGUUCCUUGUUUGGCUUGGUUUUUGUCUUUCAUUACUGUUGUUUUUGCCAUUGGGUGUGGGUUGGUCCUCGGCCUCUUCAGGUUCUCCUCCUUUCACGAUUAGGAAAAAGGCCUACGCGCCAUUUGCAUUUUCCCUCCGUCUGCAGAUCUUCCCUUGCUCAGAGCUGCUCUGCACUAGAGUUGCACACAUCUUUAUGGUGAACAAUUGUAAGAAACUUUAGUGAAAGGUAGAUAUGAUUUCAAAAAUCAAUUCUCUGGUCUUUCAUAUUAUUAAUAUUGUUUGGCUUCCUGUUGCUUUCCUGGAGUCAUUUCUUGAAUAUGUGUUUUUGACAACCUCCUCACAGUUUUCUUAAAUGAGUACUAGUUUGUAAAGAUUUAUCAACAUUAUCCAUUCCACUUACGAGAAAGAGGAGAACAGCUAAUAAACUUUAUUGUGAAACCAUA